Messenger RNA from Xyrichtys novacula (pearly razorfish), 2828 nucleotides. The record is from the annotation of a GenBank genome assembly. NCBI's taxonomy places the organism in Eukaryota, Metazoa, Chordata, Actinopteri, Labriformes, Labridae.
AUGAAUGAAGUGUUGUCCUCUCAGUGCACCGUCUCAGACUACCUCAGCCUUUGUGCGUCCUCCAAAGUCCUGCUCCUGGUCCCCGGCUUUGGUCUUAACAUCUUCAUCCUGGUAUCCCUGGUGUCUUGUUUGCUAAACAAGCAGAGAAGGAUAAGGAACAACGUGGCCAUGUUCAUCCUAGGAAGCACCUGCUGUAACCUGGUUAACCUCAGCCUGUGGCCCAUGACCAUUUACUGGAAGCAGCAUGGGCGCUGGCUGCUGGGCUCACGCAUGUGUGAAGUCAUGGUGAGCGCCAAACACCUGACCAGCUUUGCAUCCUUCCAGUACGUCUCCUUCAUCACCUUCUCCAUCUACCUGACGGUGGUGUGUGGCUGCAGACACCUGGUGAACAGCAGGGCGUUCCUGGCCCUGCAGCUCCUGUUUCCUCUCCUCCCGGUGGGGUUGAAGGAGCUCACCCUGUGGAUCCUGGCUCUCAAUGUGGAUCACCUGGAUCCGGUCAACCUGACCUGCUUCUCCUUCAUCAAUGAUAAAAUAAUGAGGGUGCUUAUGAUGGUGAAGAUGGUCCUGUUUUUGCCAUUGAGCUUAUAUUUUUACGCUCACGUUCUUCACACCAUCGUCCAGAGCGCCAAGGUGAUGCACAGGAGUCAGAAAGUUAAUGUCCACCUGGCAAAGGUCUUCAGCCUCAUAUCUCUCAUCACUUUCACCGCACAUAUACCUGGUAAGUAGGACAGUUUUUGGUGGAUUUUUUUUAAAUACUGGUUUAGGUUAAGAGUGCGUCUCAUAUUAAACUUUAUAAGCACAUCUUUGUGUUUACUAAAAGGUUCAUCAGUCACUUGAAUCAGACUUUUAUAAACUAAAAAGGCUGUUAUUAAUUAAAGCCUAUACAGACGUUGAAAUGCAGUUUAUAGGAAAAGUGAGCAAACAUAUAUAAACUGCGAUUAUUAGGUUUUUAGCCAAAAUCAUGUCACUUGUGUCAUUUUCAAGGGCUUUUCCUCUGCAGAGCUCCAGAAACUCAUUAGCGAGUCGCCUCUGAGUUGUGGGUGGAGACAGCGCUGCGCUGCACACUUCUUGAGUUAGCUUGCAGCCUAACAUUGCUGGUGUAGUAGAAGAAACAGGUAACAUAGGAACUAUUCAGCGCUCUGACACUAUUGUCUUUAGGGGCAUGAUGAAAGCUCAUAUCAUGAUAAGCUUACUUACAAGAAUUUCAAUCCGCUAACGCAGACGCUUGUUCCACGAUAGUCCUCUCUAUUUUUCUGAGCACAGCGGGACUCCUGGUGCGGAGCUUGGAUUUGUUACGUACAAUAUCUCACUGUAUCUGAUCCUGCCAUUUUGGUCUGCCAGAGAUUCCCAGCAAUUUGAAUGCAGAAAUACUAAGACAUGCAAUUUCACACUUCUUUUUCUCAUGAUAUGUCCUCUAGUAUCAGAAAAAUACCAUAUAAAUAUGUAGACAACAAGAAAAACAUGAUUUUCAUCGGAGUGGGUCUUUAAUAACGGCACACACACAUAUGGCAUGAUGAACAGUGCAGGGAUAAUUUAGUUACGCAGCACACAAAUUACACCUUUUUAUAUUCGCGUUUUUAAUUGACAGGUCUUUAAUGAGGUGAAUUAGGUGUGUAUAGUAGGCGGCUCAAAGCUGUGUACACUGUGUAAGAGUAUUUACCAAUAAAUAGCUCUGUCCUUAAUGAUUGUUGACACGGAUGCAGUCUGAGAGGUUAGCUUACAAUUUAGAUAGAGAAGAGAAAAAUAUGAUGUGUGGUAUGUUGUUUUAUACUGUGAUAACGAUAAAGAGAACAGAAGAUCAACAAACAUUAAUCUCAGUUUCUGAGUCGAUCAGCUGUUCUUGAUGUUGAACACAACACCUGUGUUUGACACAUGGCCCUCCUGGAUCCAAUAUGAGGCCCAAAGUUUUUUUAAUUACAAAAUUGGCACAGAUUAUUUGAGGGGGAGCUGAUUGCUUGAGCUUCGUCAGAUUAUGUCGAAGCACAACUUUUAUUCUCAGGUCUUCACCCAAUAGAUCAAAUGUACUCAUGCUGAGUCAGACAGCAUUGCUCGUUUAAUGAAAGUGGUGCUUUUUUUUAUCGGGCCAGAUUCAGACUCUUGAGAUGAGUUUACUGUAGAUGCUCCAACUGUGAUAAAGAUGUAAUUGUGAUUAACUGUGCAGCUUUAUUACAUGGAGGUUUUCCUUAAAUGUAAUCUGUGAUCAGUAAGCUUUGUUAUUAUUAGUUGUUUCAAAUAAUCUAAGAACAUCCCUGCCACUUUGGAAUCUUUCACUUACUUGCAUUACUGACAACAGUGCAGUUUUUGAUUAAAUGUAAUGAAGACCCUGCCUGUGUGCGCGCCAGUAAAAGUGAAAAACAUAUUUUGCAUACUUGAACUUCUUGUUUUUCUUUUAGCAAAUUAAAAUUUUGCUUGAAUCAUUCCCUCGUAAGAAAGUGAAGGCCUACAGGCUUCACCAAAACACGAACACAUUUGAAGAUAAAACUGGUUUUGAAGGACUGUUUCUGGGUUUAUGGCAAAAUACAAAUUACAAUUUUUAAAUUGCAAGACAUCCAUUCUCCUCCCAUGUUGUAUUCAUUGUAGGUGCUGUGUUUGCUCUGAUGGAACAUCCGUCUGUAUGUCAGGAGAUGGUCAGAGAUUUAUUGCUGGACCUGCCAUUACUCUCCAGCCCCAUAAUCCUGCUCUGUAUGAAUAAAGAGCUGAGAAACCAGUGUGUGCUGCUACUGCAGCGCAAACCUGCCGCCCGGUAUGAGGGGAAAACAUCCAUCAGCAAGACGUACAAGCAAGACAAGAACCUGACAAAUGGAGAGAAGGAUACCUCUCAACUCUAA